Ictidomys tridecemlineatus (thirteen-lined ground squirrel) is the source of this 6562-nucleotide messenger RNA. It is a transcript of the gene Znf507, whose product is annotated as zinc finger protein 507. Lineage: Eukaryota; Metazoa; Chordata; Mammalia; Rodentia; Sciuridae. The record is from RefSeq and is a predicted model, not a curated record. Gene Ontology annotation, biological process: positive regulation of transcription by RNA polymerase II. Gene Ontology annotation, cellular component: nucleus.
GCGCCGCCAUCUUGGAGCUCCGGAUGAGGAGGGGGAAAGUGGGGGAAAAGAGGGAAAAGAGCCGGGAGAGAGGUGGGCGAGGACGCGGGCAAGGGCACGGCAGGGCCCUGGCCGGCCAAAAGAGGCUCGCGGAAGCAGCAGCCGCCGCCCGACCGCAGCUGGAUUUUGAAGAUUGAUCCAAGGGACUGUAUUAAUUUCAGAAAUUGAUUUGAAAGACACUGGCUCUGCCACUUAACAACCAUGUAACCUUGGAUAUGGAAGACAGAAGCAGUAUUGCCAUGUUAGUGCCAGAUACAGGGGAACAAGAAACUAUAUUGACGGCUGAAGGUAUCAUCACUCCUUCAUUAGAAAUCAAUGAGCAAAGAAAAGCUAAAGCAGAUCCAUUAAUUCAUGUUAUACAGAAGUUAAGCAAGAUAGUGGAGCAUGAAAAGUCACAAAAAUGUCUUCUGAUUGGGAAAAAACGCUCACGUUCAAAUACUACAGCACGCUGUCUUGAAACCCAAGAACUUUGUGAGAUUCCAGCAAAAGUAACCCAGUCACCUGCUGCUGACAUUAGAAAGGCUGAGAUGUCACAAGCAAAUUUCACACCUGACUCUCUUGCCCAGAAUGAUGGGAAGGCAAUGUCUUACCAGUGUAGCCUUUGUAAGUUUCUGUCAUCCUCUUUUUCUGUGUUAAAAGACCAUAUCAAGCAGCAUGGUCAGCAGAAUGAGGUAAUAUUAAUGUGCUCAGAGUGCCAUAUUACAUCCAAAAGCCAAGAGGAGCUUGAAGCUCAUGUGGUAAAUGACCAUGAAAAUGAAGCCAAUAGUCACAUCCAGUCUAAAGCCCAACAGUGCAUAAGUCCCUCCAACUCCUCAUGUCCAAGAACCACUGAAAGAAAUAAUGAAACCAUUCCUGACAUCCCAAUAAAUGUGGAUAGUUCGCAAACUCAUACUGUACAAACUUCAUCCGUGACUGAAAUGGGUAGGAGGAAAUGGUAUGCAUAUGAACAAUAUGGCAUGUAUCGAUGCUUGUUUUGUAGUUAUACUUGUGGCCAGCAGAGAAUGUUGAAAACACAUGCUUGGAAACAUGCAGGGGAAGUUGACUGUUCCUAUCCAAUCUUUGAAAAUGAAAAUGAGCCUCUUGGCUUGCUGGAUUCUUCAGUAUCUGCUGCACCAGGUGGGGUUGAUGCAGUAGUCAUUGCUAUUGGAGACAGUGAACUGAGUAUCCACAAUGGACCAUCGGUACAAGUGCAAAUUUGCAGCUCAGAACCGUUGUCGUCAUCUUCAUCUCCUUUAGAACAUAGUGCAGAAGGGGGCGUAGACCUAAGUCAGUCAGUUACCCUUGACCCUAAUGAAGAAGAAAUGCUAGAGGUGAUCUCUGAUUCAGAGGAGAAUCUGAUUGCUGAUAGCCUACUUUCGUCGGCACAGAAAAUCAUCAGCAGUAGCCCAAAUAAGAAAGGUCAUGUUAAUGUGAUAGUGGAGCGUUUGCCAAGUGCAGAAGAAACACUUUCACAGAAACAUUUCCUCAUGAAUACUGAAAUUGAAGAAGGGAAAAACUUGAACCCAACAGAAACCCAGACUGGCUGUGGAGAAACUGAUGACAUUUAUCAUGCUGACAAAUGUACUGUUGACAUUGGGGGGUUGAUCAUAGGCUGGAGCAAUCCAGAAAAGAAAGACAAUGAGUUAAUAAGUAAAGGCUUAGCUACUGAUGAAAAUGCCCCACCUGGCCGAAGAAGGACAAAUUCUGAGUCCCUUAGACUACAUUCAUUAGCUGCAGAAGCCCUUGUCACAAUGCCUAUACGAGCUGUAGAACUAACAAGAGCCAAUCUUGGACAUUAUGGGGAUAUAAACCUCUUAGAUCCAGAUACUGGACAAAAGCAAGUAGAUAAUCCAUUGGCAGCAUAUUCAAAAAUGAUGUCACCGCUUAAAAACUCUUCAGAUGGCUUAUCUAGUUUUAACCAGAGCAACUCUACCUUGGUAGCACUUCCAGAGUGUAGACAGGAAUUGUCAGAUGGACAAGUUAAGACAGGCAUCAGCAUGUCCCUACUUACUGUAAUUGAAAAAUUGAGAGAAAGGACAGAUCAAAAUGCUUCAGAUGAUGACAUUUUGAAAGAGUUGCAGGACAAUGCCCAGUGCCAACCCAACAGUGAUACAAGUUUGUUGGGAACUAAUGUGGUAGAAUAUAUCCCUAAUGCUGAACGGCCUUACCGUUGUCGCCUAUGUCACUAUACAAGUGGUAAUAAGGGUUACAUCAAGCAGCAUCUACGAGUUCAUCGACAGAGACAGCCAUAUCAGUGUCCUAUUUGUGAGCACAUAGCUGACAACAGCAAAGAUUUGGAGAGCCACAUGAUCAACCACUGUAAAACAAGAAUAUACCAAUGUAAACAAUGUGAAGAAUCCUUUCAUUAUAAGAGUCAGCUGAGGAAUCAUGAGAGAGAACAGCACAGCCUUCCAGACACCUUGUCAAUAGCAGCUUCUAAUGAGCCAAGAAUUUCCAGUGAUACAACUGAUGGAAAAUGUGUUCAGGAAGGGAGUAAGUCUUCAACCCAGAAACAGUAUAGAUGUGAUGUGUGCGAUUAUACAAGUACAACAUAUGUUGGUGUCAGAAACCACAGACGAAUUCAUAACUCUGACAAGCCGUACAGAUGUUCUCUAUGUGGGUAUGUGUGCAGCCAUCCUCCGUCUUUGAAGUCUCAUAUGUGGAAGCAUGCAAGUGACCAAAAUUACAACUACGAACAAGUAAACAAGGCUAUUAAUGAUGCAAUUUCACAAAGUGGCAGAGUUCUGGGGAAAUCCUCUGGAAAAACUCUAUUAAACAGCAGUGAAGAGAGAGCCGAUCCUGUCACUGGAAGUUCAGAAAAUGUGGUGUCAUCCUCCGAGCUGAUUUCCCAAGCACCCAGUGAAGUCAUAGAUCCCAAUGAGAAUGAGAAACUGAGCCCUACAAAUAAUACCUCAUAUAGUUUAGAAAAGAACUCCAGUCUAGCCCCUCCUGGAAUGGAGUAUUGCGUUUUGCUCUUCUGUUGUUGCAUUUGUGGUUUUGAAUCAACCAGCAAAGAAAAUCUCUUGGAUCAUAUGAAAGAGCAUGAGGGUGAAAUUGUAAACAUCAUCCUAAAUAAAGACCACAGCACAACUGUAAACACAAAUUAGCUGGAAUAGUUAACCACAGUUUCACCUUUGUGCUGUCAGAUAACUAACCUACUAGAUGCAAAAAAACUAGUUGGUGUGAGAGGAAAUGACAGGUGUGACUUUGGAACCAAACUUGUGAUGUAAUAAAAUUAAUUCCAAAUGGAUAAACAGUAAUAUUUAAAUAUUUUGAGUGAGGGGAAGUGGGUUGAGGUGGAACAAAGAUGUAAUCGGUAUUAAUCCUCUAUCACCCCUUCUUAGUGUUGAGUGUAUUUAUUAUUAAAAGCUUAUUAUAGUUUAGACAUACAUGCAAGCAAGAGUUAAGAAAGGGCUUUUCAGGAACUCUUCUAAAACUUGUUAUAAAAGUGUCACAGUCUUAGCAGAGCUUAACUUUCUUGUGUUUACUUUUGACAUGCCAGCUCUGGAAUCGCUGGGUCUCUUGUGAGAAUGGCACAUAGCUUCUAGAGGGUUUUUUUUUUUUUUUUCAGAGUCUACAAGGAAGCAGAUAGAGGGCUUUGAAAUGAUCCACUUAUAUCUUCCCCUGAAUUUAUCAUAUACUCAAUAAGAAUUUAUCAUAUACUCAAUCUGGGAUGUUCCUUUAUUCCCAAAAACAAAAGAAAGACCUCUAAACCAAAUCUGGAUUAUAAAUAGACAUAUAUAAGAAGUAAAUUGUUGUCUUAAAUUUACAGUGAGUUUUUGGUAGGAAUAGGAAGAAAUGGGUUCAUUCCAACCAGACUCAAAUCAAUCUCAAGUUCACAGAAUUGGUGACUAGUUGAGCACAGCAGGGCACUUCUCACAGGUUCCUUUCAGAGUGUCUGGAAGAACACAGCACACUUUCGAUAGUUAAAUAGGCUUUCUGAUCCUCAGUGCUAAGUGAGGAUUCCUUGUUAUUUGAAUGAGUCUCUUAAAGCAGCAACAGAGUAUGAAAAAUUACAUCAGGCCUUAGCAAUAGUUUGAACACUAAGAUAAAAAUGAAGUUGAGGGAGAAAAUUCAGAGGACUCUUAAACGUAGUACUGCUGUUGAGAUUUUCCUUUCUGAAGUUUUAUUUAGUUUUUAGCAGAAGAGAAAUAACCAAAUGUGACCAAAAUAUAGUAAAAAUUCAAGUUGUUUGUAAAAAUUUUAAUUAGCAAACAGAAUUUGGCAAUUCUAUAGGAUUUCUUUCUAAGAAAUUCUGUUUAGAGUGUGAUGUGGAAAACUAAGUAAACGUGCUGUCGCAGUAAAACUUGCCAUCAAAUACACAUAAGUUUCUCGUUAAUUACAUAUUUUGUAUUAUAAUUGUUUCAGUGGGUGAAAAAAAAACAGGGUGUUUUGUUUUUGUAGUUCUGAUCACUUAUUUAUACAUUAUUUUUUUGUUAAAUUCUGCCUCCAGUCAAAAGGCAGGUGCACCAUUCAGUGCGCCAUCUUCAUGGUGCUAUUUCAGAUGAACAUUCUGAAUAUCCAUUUCUAACAUUUAGAGUUGAGGUUGUGACUCUGAUAAACUUAGAACACCAAAAGCAAGAGUUUCAUGAAUGGAAUAUUAUAUAGGCAAAGUUUUCAGAAAGAAUUUUGCUCCCAAAGUCCAGGUAUAAAUAAAAUGAAUUAAUAUUUUUAAGAUAGUGUUAGGAACUAUGUAAGUGGGGCCAGCCAUCUUGAAACACUGUCUAAUUUGUUUUUAUUUUUCUCAUUUUGAUGAUGAUAUUUAAACAUACAGUUGGCUGUAACUUUGCAGCUCUUUGAUUUAGGUAGCUUUAAUUUAUUUGUGAAAGUUAAUUCAUUUCUGAUAUAUGCUUUUUGAAAAGAUAAAAUGAAUUUAUAUAUAGUAAACUAUAUUUCCCAAAUCCACUAUACAUGGAUUUAAAUAAAUGCAUUUUCUCCUAUUUCAGAAUUGAACCAUUUAUAUUUAAUUUUGAAUUCAAAUAAAAUCCUUUAAAGGUUCCUUUUCAUCAUUGUUGUUGCCACUCUAUGUACAUUAAUUUUUCAUUUCUGGUGACUGUGACUUUGACUCAAUGUUUCUUUAUAAAAUUUUGUUAUUCGGAAAAGUAACAAUCUUAGAAGAAUUUUCCUUGGCUUUACUUUUCCAUAAUCCUUUGGAAAAUACUAAUAAUGCCCCCCCAAAAAAAUCCCAAAAUUUCAAGUGUGACUUUUUAAAUUGCCUCUCUUUAUUUUCUUAAACCACUUCUUUUGAUUGUUACUUAAAUAUUCCAUUUGAAAUCAUGAAUUUAAUUCCCUACCCCUUAGGGAAGUUAACCCAGAAGUUCAACCCCCUUAAACUUUCACCUGAUUCUGGCUUUCAAUUGUCCAUAAAAACUUUCUCUUGGCCUACAGAAGGAAAUAUGUACCAAGAAUAUUUUAAAUCUUUCCAUUAUUAUUUUGUGGCAAGGCUUAAAAGUGUUUCUGCCAAGAACAAUUGAGUUUUCUAAAAGUAAUAAUGAAGAUUAAAUAUGCAAUUAUAAUUGUAGAAAAAAGUUAUUAAAAUAAUGAAUAGGGAAUCCCUUUAUAGGAAUAAUUAUUUAUUGCUACUAGACCUUUUGUCAUAUAGAGUUCAUACUAUUUGCUCUGAACACUUAUACAGUUCUAAGAUUUGAUAGUGAAAAUAGUUUUAAAAUAAACUAAAUUCAGCAAAGGUGAGAAUCAGGGAGAUAAUGCAUUCUGAUCAUUAUAAAUAACACUUUUCAGGGCUCUGAUGUUUUCUCCCUUUCUUUAAUAAUCCAGAAUGUGGUUGGUGUCCCCAGUGUUCCAACAGUACUGUGCUUAUAUUCCUCUUGAUCUGUAGACUUAAGUUCUGUGGCCAGACAGUGCGUGUGUGACACUGACUGAAGCCUUUGAUUUAGAUGUUUCAUCUUCUUCAGGGUAGCUGUUGAUGGCUUUAUAAUGAUUUUCUGUUUUUUUCUCACAAAGCAAAUGGUGGGCAUCCAUGUUUACAUUGUAUCUUCCUGUAGCGUACUUGGCUUGGCAAAGACAAGCAGGCUUCUCUAUGAGACUUAUAUUUUUAGUUUUCAUAGACACUUAUUUAAUCUUUUUUUAUUGUACAGCAAGGUGCUCUAAGUAAUAUUCUAUAAAAUAUAUUUAAUAGAAAUUUGAGUUUGAUAUUCAUGGAUAUGAAUACAUGUAUUUUUUUAAGAAAUAAUUAUUGUGUAACACUAAGGCAUUGCUUCUAUAGCCAAAGUAUAAAAGUUUCUGGAACACUGACAUGUAAAGACUACAGUUAAUUCUGACACUGUAUCUUAUUAAAAAUAGGAUGAUUUGCAUUUUGUAAAAUUAUCCUGCACAUUGAGCUGCAUGCCUUAAAGCUGAAACUCUAGGAUUGUGUUCAUGGUAGAACAGUUUAUCUGUUCAGAACAGUGAAGCAAGGUCUAUAGCGCUUCUUUAACUACCUUUGGAAAUACUGUACAAUGUUAGAAUAAUUUAUUUUGCUUUACAGGAGUUUGUCAUGUAUUGACUUUAAUAUUGUAUUUUGGUAAUAAAUUUUUUGUUAAAAACA